AAAACAACAAGAAAGAAAGAAGAUCUUUGUCGCUAAUUUUGAAUGACGGCACGGCUGAGAAAGAGAUGCUUGGCAAGACAAACAAAAGACCAUAAAGAUGCCGAAGUGUGUUACUGUCGGAACCAAAGUAGUGACGGUGGAGAGUUGUCCUUGAGAAGGAAAGGAAGAUCCUUUAUCUAUGGUUAAAUGUCUCCUCUUUUUAAGCUUAUAUCCUUGUUGUUUAAGAUUGAUUUCACCGGUGCAUAAAAUGUCAAGUGUCGCCAAUGACUAGGAGAAAAAUUAUUAAAGAGGUAGGGAAGUAGCAAAUAAGACUCUGACACAGACAUUUUGUUGAUAAAAACGAUGCUGUACUUGUCUUAAUGAAAACAAAAGUAAAUGAUAUGAACUCCUUAUAGUUCAAAAUAUGUAGAUUGAAAGGGUGGAAGCGGUGAAGGAUUACAAGUCAAAUCGGGAAAUGUUAAAUGACAACCUGAUAAAGUAGUACCAGAAGAAUGAUACCAAGUGUUGGUGAGGCUGGGUCGUUUGGGUCUCCACCCUGAAUAUUUAAUACAUUUCUGACAAGCUACGUUUUACUAGAGAAGCAGUAGUAAUAAUUUAUCAGGAGGGAUUCAAAUCCGAAUGGGUUUUGUCCAAAUCUACAAAUAAUUAAACCUUCUCAGUUCUCGGUAAGCUUCAGUGGCCAUAAAAAAGGUUUUGACUUGAAAACCACUGAGGUGUGGUCAUUUUCAAGCUGGAUCUCCUCCCGCAGCGUAACACUACGGCACUGUUCCACUCACACCGACUGCCUUAAGUCUUUGUUCAUGCCAAUUCUUAUCCGUCCAUCCACCCACAAUUCACCAAAAUGCCGCUCUUCUCUCACCGCUCUCCUCCCCAAUCCUUCCUUCUACUCCUCCUCCAAACGCUCAGGCCUUCGAAGCCCAUUUCAACCCUUUCGUCGACUCGCACUUCCCUGCCCCUUAGCUUUUCACUCCUCUGCCUCUUCAUCGGCCUCUCCGGAACACUCUUCGCCAUCUCCGCCAUCCGCCGCCGUCAACCCUUACCCGUCUUCCGAUGCGGCAAAUCUGAGGACACCUUCCGAGCGUUUUACUCUUCCUCUGUUUCUGGAAAGCUCGGCGAUGAUAACGAAGGCUUUGUUGAUCGCCCCAAGCUUCUCGGCUUCGUGGGCAUCCAAACCGGGUUCGAAUCAGGUGAUCGACGGGAUGCCCUUCGGAGCACCUGGUUUCCCUCCGACCCAGAUGGUCUUUUAAGGUUGGAGCAAGCUACGGGUCUAAGUUUCAGGUUUGUUAUAGGGAAAUCGAAAGAUGUGAAGAAAAUGGCAAAGCUUGAGAAAGAGAUUGAAAAGUACAGAGAUUUUAUGCUUAUAGAUGUUGAGGAAGAGUAUCAUAGGCUUCCUUACAAAACAUUGGCGUUCUUCAAAGCAGCUUUUAGACUUUUUGAAGCAGAUUAUUAUGUCAAAGCUGAUGAUGACAUUUAUUUGCGUCCAGAUCGGCUUGCAACUCUUCUUGCUAAGGAACGAAGCCAUUCUCUGACUUACAUUGGGUGCAUGAAGAAGGGACCUGUCAUCACUGACCCUAAAUUGAAAUGGUAUGAGAAAUCAGGACAUCUGAUAGGAAAUGAGUAUUUCUUGCAUGCUUAUGGUCCUAUAUAUGUUCUCUCUGCAGAGGUGGUGGCUUCCUUGGCAGCUGCUAGGAAUAACAGUUUGAGAAUGUUCAACAAUGAGGAUGUCACUAUUGGAUCAUGGAUGCUAGCUAUGAAUGUGCAUCAUGAAGAUAACCGAGCGAUAUGUGAUCCUCGAUGUACACCUACAUCAAUAGCAGUCUGGGAUAUUCCAAAAUGCUCAGGUUUAUGCAAUCCAGCUAGCAGACUGAAGGAUCUUCAUAAGAUAGGUAUGUGCUCCAAAAGCCCAACAUUGCCUCCUGAUGACAGAUGAUACCUGGCUUGAAUUUAGCCGGGAUGUCAAUCCAGCAAGGCGGGUUGGUUUCUUAAAGCAACCUCCUGGUGUGGUAAUUGUCGUUUGUUCUUGCUAAACUUGUUGAAGCAUUCUGUUCUUUCCCCACAUGCCGUGAUGAGGCUAUCAGAAAUGAGAAAACCCCCCAUAAUGAAAUAUAUACAUUAUAGGUCCUAUCAGACAAUAUGUAAAGAUAGCUGUGCUGGAGAAGCAUACACGACUAAUGAACCUUCUGAAGGAGAUUAGACCUUGGAGAUGAAGCAGAAGUUUGUAUUCACUCGAUCAUAGGUUUCUUUGAGGCACAAAUAUCAUCCCUAAUGUGCUCAAGUCGCUGUAUACUGUACAUGUUGUAAUUGUUUUACUCACCCAUGAAAAUCAGAGUAUUCAGCUGCCAAUUUCUUUUACCAUGUUUUCAACUCAUAUCUAUUUCUAGGGGAGACAAAUUCCACAAAGGAAAGUGAUGUGGUAGUAAGCAAGUAUUUGUGUAGAUGAAUGUGGUUGCACGGGUGGGUAAAAUCCCUUGGAAGGAGCAAGACAAAUGUUAUUUGCAUGUAUCUUUUUUUUUUUCUCUGGAACAGCAUUUGCACAUAUC
Messenger RNA from Theobroma umbraticum, 2540 nucleotides. RefSeq names its product Galactosyltransferase family protein. Gene Ontology annotation, cellular component: Golgi membrane. Lineage: Eukaryota; Viridiplantae; Streptophyta; Magnoliopsida; Malvales; Malvaceae. The record is from RefSeq and is a predicted model, not a curated record. Gene Ontology annotation, molecular function: galactosyltransferase activity.